Fusarium redolens is the source of this 2501-nucleotide messenger RNA. RefSeq lists its product as uncharacterized. Gene Ontology annotation, molecular function: TFIIF-class transcription factor complex binding; DNA binding; RNA polymerase II general transcription initiation factor activity. The transcript has 2 exons. Gene Ontology annotation, biological process: positive regulation of transcription elongation by RNA polymerase II; transcription initiation at RNA polymerase II promoter. The coding region runs from base 260 to 2188 and encodes 642 amino acids. The record is from RefSeq and is a predicted model, not a curated record. Gene Ontology annotation, cellular component: transcription factor TFIIF complex; nucleus. NCBI's taxonomy places the organism in Eukaryota, Fungi, Ascomycota, Sordariomycetes, Hypocreales, Nectriaceae.
CCUUUGUCCCUGCGUUCAGCACCAUCUUUGCCCGGGCAUAAAAAUACUCCUUUGCGCCCUCGCCUGGCAACCCCAGUCUUUUCCUGUUAUUGAUAAUUCAUACAGCGUCGAAUUCCCAUCACUAUAAUCUACAAAUUCUUCCGGAUACGCGCGUUAACUCUGCCUCGCGCCCAGCGCCGAGCUAGGCUACAGGCCGUAACCUGUUGUCGUCAGAACAUUCCCGGAAUUUCUUUCGCGCAAUCGCGAUCUCUUCAUCAACAUGAGCGCGCCGCCUCCCCCAGGCAAUCCGCCUGCCAACGCGCCUGGCCAUCCAAAUGGUGCCCCGAAGAAACAGAAGGCGAAUCCCCUUCGGCCGUUGCGUAGGAACCCAAAGGCAAACCCCCUUGUUUCUCGAAGACCACCACCCAGACCAACAGCGCCGUCUGCUCCGGGUAGGCAGAAUGGAACAAAGCCAAAUAUCGAAGAGAUUCGACGGCAAAAUGGUGGCUGGUCAGAGCCACCGCCACCUCACUUCAACGACAUCCCCAUUAUGACAACGAAGAAGGCUCUUCUCGACGGCAUUCGAUACCACAUGAUGAAGUUCACUCAAUCUAAAGCAGGAGGAAAAUCCAUCGAUCCAACUGACCAGGACGACUUCGCACGACCCGUAACAUUACACCGACGAGAUGCUCGCCAACCCCCUCCAGGAAGGGCCGUCAAGACCGAAGCACUUGAAGCGCCCCAGGCUGAUGAGGAAGAAGUGGAAAGACAGGCACAGAGGAAAGCAGAACGGGAGGCUCAGCGCGCCAUUGACCAGGCCAAGAUUGCACCUGUGGCCAAGGAUCCUAAUCCCAAGCGACCGAAGAAGCAAAAAGAGGAGAAGACAACAUUCAACCGAGCGCCCAAGACUGAAACUGCUAAGAAGGCGUCUGACCUACGAUACGAGGAAGCUCUUCCAUGGCAUCUUGAAGAUGCAGAGGGUAAAAAUGUCUGGGUUGGCAACUUCGUGGACACACUCUCUGGAUCUAAUGUAGCCUUCAUGAUUGACCAGUCUGUUUUCCGCAUGAUUCCCCUGGAGAAGUGGUACAAGUUUACGUCUAAGCCUCCUUUCCAAACUUACGACAUUGAUGAGGUGGAAGCCUUCAUGAGUAAGAAGGUGGAUGUGGGCCGUUGGGUCAUGAGAGACGAAGAGAAGAAAGCUGGGCGAAAAGACCUGGAAGCGACAAGAAAAAUGUUCUACGGGAGCGGCCCGAUGGUCAAGACUGAAAGUGCCACAUUCAAGGCGGCUUCGAGGUCGGAGAAACUGGAACAUGAUGAGAUUGAUAUGUCGGGUGAUGAAUUUCAAGACGAUGAUGAGGCUCCUAUGUUCGAAAGGAAUGACGAUGAAGACACAAAGGACUCCAAGGACCGUAUUCGUCGGGAACAGCUCGGUGCCAACUUAUUCGGAGAAGGUGACGAGCAAGAAGUAGACAAAGAGCUGGAUGAACAGCUCCGAGAAGAGAUUUUACGACAGAAGCUCGGCAAAGCUACCAAGAAGGCAUUGAUCAAGAGAGAUCGAGAGGAUAUCUACGAAAGCGAUGAUUCCGAGGAGAAUCCAUGGAGCAGUUCGUCUGAUGACAACUCAUCCGACGAAGAAGAAGAGGAAGACAAGAAAGAUGAAGAGAAGAAGGACGCCAAUAAGGACGAGAAGAACCAGAGCGGUUCCGGAUCCAAGGGCACCAAUACUCCCUCCGGGAAGAAGCCUGAAGGCUCUAAGAAGAGCAAGUCGCUCAAGCGAGCCGGCUCCCCAGCACUAUCCGAGUCGAGUGGAAACGAAUCUUCCCGCAAAAAGCUCAAGAAAAAUGUCACAUCUGCCACAGGUAGCAGGUCUGGCACUCCGCUUUUACAGGGCGGAGCCCGUCGACCUACGGCUGCUGGAUCUGGUAGUGACGGAGAGGCAACUGCUGGCGAGAUGUCAGAUGGAGCAGCACCGAAGAGGAAGAAGCUGAAGUUGGUUAGUAACAGUGCUCGGGGCACUCCUUCGGCAUCCAGAGCUGGCAGUCCCAACCCAACCCAGGGUGGUAAGUUUUCCUUCGGACUGAUUUCAGGCCGAGUUAUAACUAACAUUGUCUUGCAGCUGCUUCCCCUGGCUCACCCGGAAAUUCAGCUGUCGAACCAUCCGAAAUUCUCGACAAGAUUCCCGCUGAAGGUAUCACCGUUAACGAGUUGAUCAAGCUCUUCAACCACCGUUUGGGUGAUAGGCCAGGCCAGAUGUCUAAGACUGAGUGGAUUCAGCUUGUCAAGAAGCUUUGUGAUUAUGGACCUGACAAACGACUUCGCCGAAGAUCGUAAAAGCAUAGAUACCCGAUCAGGGCGGUAAUCUCGUGUCUUUCUUCUCUUCUGGAGUUUUAUUGCCUUGCGACCUCUUUGUUAGCGCACCCCGAACCCGACGUAAUAUCGGAAUCCGACAACAGUAUACAUCUUGAUAUUCAGAUUACUAGUUAUGGAGGAUAAGGUCAAUUAGUUGAGCGCUUAAAAUGGGU